GCCGCAGUAACGACGCGUUGGGUCGGGAACCGCCGCCGUCCGCGGUGCCUCCAUCCCGGUCCUGUCCCUGCAUCCCGGUCACCCUGCCGCCGGGCCCGGGCCCUCCCGCCAUGGCCAUGGACAAGUACCAGGUGCUGGGGCUGGUGGGGGAAGGCAGCUACGGGGUGGUGACCAAGUGCAGGAACAGGGAGAGCGGGCGGAUCGUGGCCGUCAAGAAGUUCCUGGAGAGCGACGACGACGCGGCGGUGAGGAAGAUCGCCCUGAGGGAGAUCAAGCUGCUCAAGCAACUCCGGCACGAGAAUCUGGUGAACCUGCUUGAUGUGUGUAAAAGGAAGAAGAGGUGGUACCUGGUGUUUGAAUUUGUGGAUCACACUGUGCUCGAUGACCUUGAGGCUUCUCCCAAUGGAUUGGACUACGACAGGGUUCGGAAAUACUUGUUUCAGAUUAUCAGGGGACUUGCCUUUUGUCACAGCCAUAAUAUAAUCCAUCGGGAUAUUAAGCCAGAAAACCUACUGGUUUCCCAGUCAGGAGUUGUGAAACUCUGUGACUUUGGAUUUGCCCGGCCCAUUGCAACUCCUGGGGAAGUUUACACGGACUACGUGGCCACCCGCUGGUACAGAGCCCCGGAGCUGCUGGUGGGGGACAGCAAAUAUGGCAAGCCUGUGGACGUGUGGGCUACUGGCUCCCUGAUAACAGAAAUGCUUACAGGAGAGGCCCUUUUCCCUGGAGAUUCAGACAUUGACCAGCUCUUCCACAUCACCAAGUGCCUGGGUAACUUAAUUCCAAGACAUCAGGAGUUAUUCUAUAAAAACCCCCUCUUUGCUGGCAUGAAGUUGCCUGAGGUGAAGGAGCUGGAAUCCCUGGAGAAACGCUAUCCCAAGCUCCCUCCUGCCGCACUGGAUUUAGCCAAGGAGUGCUUGCAGAUUGACCCAGACAAGAGACCAUCCUGUGCCGAGCUCCUGCAGGGCGAUUUCUUCAACAAGGAUGGCUUUGCUGAAAGAUUUACCCAGGAGCUUAAACAAAAGAUCCUGAAAGAUGCCAUACGCCAUCAGUUCCAUAAAAAAUAUAAAAUCAAUAAAAGGGACAAAGAUGAUGUCUUACAAGAAAGAAAAAUGAUCAGCGUCCAGGAUUUCACCAUGGGACCAAGGAUCAAAGAUGGAAAGCUGAUGAAGCCCAAGCUCUCUAAAGCUGAUGCAGAGAAAGCAGAUCAGUCCUCCAAGCUGGGCUUUCUCUACGACACCACAACCAACCAAUUUAAAUUCAGCCCUCAGACCAACCUGAGAGAUUCCAGCAGCAGUUUGGACUAUGCCAAGAACCCAGGCACAGUUAUCCCUCCCAUCAACCAGAACUUCUCUCCUAUACUUGGGAUGGGUUCUGGGCCUGGGGGCCUUAAUUACAGACUUGAUGGAAAGAGUCAGAAAUACUUGAACCCGUUGCUAAAGGCACGGAAGCCUUCUCCACUGGCCCGUUGCAGUGUCAGCUUGACACCAGUUACUAAUGAGAAACCCAUCCUUCAGGCAAAUAAGAAAAAAUGGGAAUUCCUCAAGACAAAUGUGCGUUUGCCAGAAUUGAGUCAUCUCCCCGAGCUGAGAGGAGUGGAAGCUCGGCAUCCUAGAUUUCUGAAAAAGAAAAAUAGAACAUUUGCAGAGUCCCGAGUCCCCUCCCUCGCUGCUAUCGACCUUCAUAACUCAAAUCUGGCUUCACAGCAGCUGUCAGGGACCUUGAUGCCAGAUGCAUCAGAAGCCAACUUCCCCAGGGUCGAGCACUAGCCCUGGGGAGAGGGUCACACCUGCCUGUAAAAGGUGGGCUUUCAUUUCUGCUGUGUAGCCUGCUGGGGGC
Messenger RNA from Ficedula albicollis (Collared flycatcher), 1839 nucleotides. RefSeq names its product cyclin dependent kinase like 2 (gene CDKL2). The transcript has 12 exons. Lineage: Eukaryota; Metazoa; Chordata; Aves; Passeriformes; Muscicapidae. Gene Ontology annotation, cellular component: nucleus. Gene Ontology annotation, biological process: protein phosphorylation. Gene Ontology annotation, molecular function: cyclin-dependent protein serine/threonine kinase activity; ATP binding. The record is from RefSeq and is a predicted model, not a curated record. Bases 111 to 1769 code for a protein of 552 amino acids.